AUGUCAUUUAGAAACACAUCUAUUCGUAUGGCUAGAGCUGCUACGAGCAGAGCCGCUGCACAAGCUGGUGCAAAAAGAAGCUUGACUGUCCUUGCUACUGCCGCACGCCCGGCUGCCUCUAGAAAGGCAACAGCACCAGCUGCUGUUCGUGGUGUUAAGACCAUCAACUUCGGUGGUACUAAGGAGGUUGUUCACGAGCGUGAUGACUGGCCAAGGGAGAAGUUGCUUGACUACUUCAAGAACGACACCCUUGCCUUGAUUGGUUAUGGUUCUCAAGGUUACGGUCAAGGUUUAAACUUGAGAGACAAUGGUUUGAAUGUUAUCAUUGGUGUCAGAAAGAAUGGUGCUUCAUGGAAGGCUGCUAUUGAGGAUGGUUGGGUUCCCGGUGAAAACUUGUUCGACGUUAACGAAGCUGUUAAAAAGGGUACUUACGUCAUGAAUUUAUUAUCUGAUGCUGCACAAUCUGAGACCUGGUCUUCAAUCAAGCCAUUACUUACCAAAGGUAAGACUUUAUACUUCUCCCAUGGAUUCUCGCCUGUCUUUAAAGACUUGACUCACGUUGAACCCCCAAGUGACAUCGAUGUCAUUUUGGCUGCUCCAAAAGGUUCUGGUAGAACUGUCAGAUCUUUGUUCAAGGAAGGCAGAGGUAUAAACUCUUCUUACGCCGUAUGGAACGAUGUUACUGGAAAAGCUGAAGAGAAAGCUAUUGCUUUGGCUGUUGCUAUUGGUUCUGGUUACGUUUACCAGACCACUUUCGAGAAGGAAGUCAACUCUGACUUGUACGGUGAAAGAGGUUGCUUAAUGGGUGGUAUCCAUGGUAUGUUUUUGGCUCAAUACGAUGUCUUGAGGGAAAAUGGUCACAGUCCAUCUGAGGCUUUCAACGAGACUGUCGAGGAGGCUACUCAAUCUUUGUACCCAUUGAUUGGUAAGUAUGGUAUGGACUACAUGUACGAUGCCUGCUCCACCACUGCUAGAAGGGGUGCUUUGGACUGGUAUCCAAGAUUUAAAGAUGCCUUAAAGCCAGUAUUUUCUGAAUUGUACGAAUCAGUCAAGAAUGGAACAGAAACCAAGAGAUCUUUGGAUUUCAAUUCCCAAGCAGAUUACCGUGUUAAGUUGGAAGAAGAAUUGGAAACCAUCAGAAAUAUGGAAAUCUGGAGAGUUGGUAAGGAAGUCAGAAAGUUGCGUCCAGAAAACCAGUAA
Molecule: messenger RNA, 1200 nt
Organism: Priceomyces carsonii
Lineage: Eukaryota; Fungi; Ascomycota; Pichiomycetes; Serinales; Debaryomycetaceae
Gene: ILV5
Product: ketol-acid reductoisomerase
Exons: 1
Coding region: 1-1200 (399 amino acids)
Biological process (GO): L-valine biosynthetic process
Cellular component (GO): mitochondrion
Molecular function (GO): ketol-acid reductoisomerase activity
Source: RefSeq, a predicted model, not a curated record